AUGAAGACCUCCACUUUCAUCAAGGUCUCCGCCCUCGUCGCCGGCGCCGCUGCCGUCCCGGCUGAUAUCCCCAUUCCCCCGGUCACUGUCGGCGUCGGAGGCGGCGUCCAAGGCACGGUUGGGGCUUCAGUUGGAGGCGCUAUCCCGACACCUCCCCUCCCUGUCCCUAUUCCUCCUGUUCCUGUCCCUCCGGUCCCCGUCCCUCCUGUCUCUGUCCCUUCAGUUCCUGGGGUUCCUCCCGUUCCUAUCCCUCCUGUUCCCAUCCCCCCUGUCUCUAUCCCUGUCCCUCCUGUUCCUGUUCCUCCGGUCCCCGUCCCCCCUGUCUCUGUUCCUGGAGUUCCUGGAGUUCCUGGAGUUCCUGGAGUUCCUGGAGUUCCCGGGCUCCCUGGUGUUCCUGGAGUUCCUGUGCCUCCUGUUCCUGUUCCCCCAAUCCCGACUCCCCCCUCGCUGAACACCAUCUGCCUGACCCUGCCUCUGCCCGCCCCCACCAUCGGCGUGCCCCCGCUUCCGGUUCCGGUUCCCCCGGUUCCCGUCGUCAAGGCCCGCGCGGGCCAGGCUGCCCAGGCUGCCCAGAUGGACCAGAAGGCACAGGCUGGCAUUGACAUCCUGAGGAGCACGAUCUCCCAGGCUCUCACUAUCAUCGCCACCAUCCAGAGCAAGGCGGGUGCCGUGACCCCCAACGACCCCACGGGUAUCGCCAAUGCUCUCCCCGACAUCCAGGACCAGCUUACGCUGCUCACGAACCUCCUCAAGGGAGUCACUGGCAGCCCUGGCAGUCUCGGUAUUCCCGGCCUUCCCCCACUGGGCCUUCCCGGCUUCGCCGAGGCCAUCGGCCUGAUCGGUCAGCUCAUGGGUGCCAUUUCCAACGUCAUUUCUCUGCUCACUGGGCGUGGUUUCCUGAAUGGUCUCGGUGGCGCCAGCAACCCCCUCACUGGUAUGAUCAGCACCAUCACCCAACUCGCCAUGGGCCUUGCUGGUCCCGUCUCUGGUCUCCUGCUCGGUAGUCUUACUGGUGGUCUCCCCGGUGGUGGUCUUCCCGGCGGGCUCCCUAUCCCCCUCACCAACAGCAAAGCCUUUGUUUACAAGGGAAUUGUUAAACACGUUGAUUUCGCUAUACAAGGGUCUGUUCCAGGAGUCCUGCCCGACGGCGGAGGAGAGACCCACCCGCCGCCACCAGAAGCACGCGUCCGCCUCACAGCCUGCAGGUCGGAAGGAGCGCGAUGGCGCCCAGCUCACAAAGGAGGAGGAGAGGGCGCAGCUGCACCAGCACAGGCUCGAGCAGUGCCAAAAGUGGGUGGACUGGCACGCCGCCACCACGCAGGUCCAGUGCAGCGUGGUCUCGCCCGCGCCCGCGCCCGGCAGCUUGGCGGCGCCCAGGACUCCGCCGGUGCGGGUGCUGACCCGGAAGCCCAGGCGCGCUCGCCUGCUAGUGCCGGACCAGCCCGAGGUGGGUCCCCCGCCGCCCGAAGUGCCGGCCCGGCGCCGACCCACUACUGCGACAUACCGCGGCCGCGACUUUGA
Thyridium curvatum is the source of this 1521-nucleotide messenger RNA. RefSeq lists its product as uncharacterized. The record is from RefSeq and is a predicted model, not a curated record. NCBI's taxonomy places the organism in Eukaryota, Fungi, Ascomycota, Sordariomycetes, Thyridiales, Thyridiaceae. Bases 1 to 1521 code for a protein of 506 amino acids. The transcript is spliced from 5 exons.